AUGGCGGGAAACGAGUGGAUAAACGGGUAUCUCGAGGCCAUAUUGGACAGCGAAGACAACAACAUUAACAGUAAUAGUAUUAUUAAUAGUAGUAAUGUUAAUGGGGUGAGGGGAAAGGGUGAUUUUAAUCCGACGAAGUACUUUGUGGAGGAAGUGGUGAGCGGGGUGGAGGAGAGUGAUCUGCACAGGACAUGGAUCAAAGUGGUCGCCACGAGGAACACCCGACAGAGAAGCUCGAGGCUCCAGAACAUGUGCUGGCGCAUUUGGCAUCUUGCUCGAAGAAAAAAACAGUUGGAGCUGGAGGUUUUUCAGCAGAUGUCAAACAGAAAGUGGGAACGAGAACAAGGUCGUAAGGAUGUGACGGAGGACAUGUCCGAAGAUUUAUCUGAAGGAGAUGUAUUAGGAGACGCAUUAACGGUCGACAGCCCCAUGAAAAAAUUCCAACGCAACUUCUCCAACUUGGAAGUUUGGUCGGACAGUAAUAAAGAAAAAAAGCUUUAUAUUGUUCUUAUAAGUUUACAUGGCCUUGUUCGUGGUGAAAAUAUGGAGCUUGGACGGGAUUCGGAUACUGGUGGUCAGAUAAAAUAUGUGGUAGAGUUGGCUAAAGCCCUUGCCAAAACACCAGGUGUAUACAGAGUGGAUUUGCUGACUAGGCAAAUUUCGUCAGCCGAAGUAGAUUGGAGUUAUGGUGAGCCGACAGAGAUGCUUACUACAACAAGUGAGGAUAGUGAAGUAGGUGAAAGCAGUGGAGCAUACAUUGUACGGAUACCCUUUGGUCCUUCCGAAAAGUAUCUAAGAAAAGAGCUGCUAUGGCCUUACAUCCCAGAGUUUGUUGAUGGGGCAUUAUCUCACAUUCUUAAUAUGUCCAAGGCUUUGGGAGAACAAAUUGGUAAGGGAAAACCCGUUUGGCCCUACGUUAUUCACGCUCAUUAUGCAGAUGCUGGAGACAGUGCUGCUCUUCUCUCAGCUGCUUUAAACGUCCCAAUGGUUUUAACCGGACACUCUCUGGGAAGAAACAAGCUUGAACAACUUCUUAAACAAGGGAGGCAAUCCAAACAAGACAUUAAUUCCACGUACAGGAUUAUGAGGAGGAUAGAAGCUGAAGAACUUUCUUUAGAUGCUGCUGAGCUUGUUAUCACGAGUACCAAGCAAGAGAUUGAUGAACAAUGGGGAUUAUAUGAUGGGUUUGACGUGAAGCUGGAGAGAGUUUUGAGGGCUCGUGCUAGGCGUGGGGUCACUUGCCAUGCUCGCUUUAUGCCUAGGAUGGCCGUUAUUCCUCCAGGGAUGGACUUUAGCAAUGUUGUCGUUCAAGAAGAUAUUGGUGAGAAUGAUGCCGAACUUUCAUCACUAAUCAAUACUAAUACGAAUGAAGGGUCAUCACCUAAAGCAGUCCCUGCUAUAUGGUCUGAAAUUAUGCGUUUUCUGACAAAUCCACACAAGCCGAUGAUUCUUGCAUUAUCACGGCCUGAUCCGAAAAAGAAUUUAACAACUCUUAUUAAAGCUUUUGGAGAAUGUCGUCCACUACGAGAGCUAGCUAAUCUUACUCUUAUAAUGGGGAAUAGGGACGAUAUCGAUGAAAUGUCUGGAGGAAAUGCUAGUGUGCUAACAACUGUAUUGAAGCUGAUCGACAAGUACGACCUCUAUGGCCAAGUGGCUUUUCCUAAGCAUCACAAGCAAAACGAUGUUCCUGAAAUAUACCGUUUGGCUGGCAAGACAAAGGGCGUCUUUAUAAACCCGGCUUUUAUCGAGCCUUUUGGACUUACUUUAAUUGAGGCUGCUGCUCAUGGACUACCAAUAGUGGCAACUAAGAAUGGUGGACCUGUGGAUAUUCAUCGGGCUCUUAAUAAUGGUCUUCUAGUGGAUCCACACGAUGAACAAGCAAUUGGCGAUGCCCUUUUGAAGUUAGUCUCGGAAAAGAAUUUAUGGAACGAGUGCCGAAGGAAUGGUUUGAAAAACAUUCAUCUUUUCUCAUGGCCCGAACAUUGCCGAACAUAUUUGACAAGGAUCGGCUCAUGUCGAAUGAGGCACCCUCAAUGGCAAACCGACACUCCUCCCGAUGAACAUCACGUUGCUCAUGAUUCCCUCAAUGACUCACUUAAAGACAUGUCUUUGCGCCUAUCUGUUGAUGGCGAAAAAACAUCAUUAGAUGAAGCUGUUGUCGAUGAUAACCCUGAGAUGAAGGACCAUGUUAAUAAUGUCCUGAGCAAAAUGAGGACAGGAGAUCCUAAUGCUGCCGAAAAGUAUCCAUCAUUCUUAACAAGGCGUCGUAAACUUUUUGUGAUAGCCCUUGAUUGCUAUGACGCUAAAGGAUUGCCCGAUAAAAAGAUGGUUGAUUUAAUCCGAGAUAUUUUGGAGGCUGUUAAGAUGGAUUCGGAGAGUGGGAGAUGUUCGGGAUUUGCAUUAUCUACAGCUAUGCCAGUUGAGGAAUUGAUCGAGGUUUUGAAAACGGGGAAUAUUGAAGUGAAUGAAUUCGAUGUAUUGAUAUGCAGUAGUGGUAGUCAAGUGUACUAUCCUGAGGAUGGAAAGCUGCAGCUUUGUCCUGAUCCAGAUUACGCGUCACAUAUCGAGUAUCGAUGGGGUUUAGAUGGUGUGAAGAACACAAUCUGGAAGCUAAUGAACAUGUCAUCAGAAGUUGCUAAAUCUGAUUCUUCUCCACCUGUCAUUGAGGAAGAUGUUAAAUCAAGCAAUGCACAUUGUCUUUCAUAUUUGAUCAAGGAUUUGAGCAAGGCAAAAAAGGUGGAUGAUUUGAGACAGAAACUAAGAAUGAGAGGUCUACGCUGCCAUUUAAUGUAUUGUAGAAAUUGCACAAGAAUGCAAGUUGUUCCUCUAAUGGCCUCUCGCUCACAGGCACUAAGGUACCUCUUUGUCCGUUGGCAAGUUAACGUGGCUAAUAUGUACGUGGUUCUGGGAGAAACAGGUGACACAGAUUAUGAGGAAAUGAUAUCUGGAACACAUAAGACUCUCAUUUUGAAAGGGGUCGUUGGAAAAGGUUCGGAAGAGAUGGUCCGAACCACCGGAAGUUUCCUACGAGACGAUAUAGUUCCGACAAACAGCCCGUUGGUUGCCGAAAUAGGUAAAACAGAGGAAAUAAUGAACACAUUAAGGCAAAUCUCCAAAGUGAUGUGA
This is a messenger RNA of Striga hermonthica, 3126 nucleotides long. The record is from the annotation of a GenBank genome assembly. NCBI's taxonomy places the organism in Eukaryota, Viridiplantae, Streptophyta, Magnoliopsida, Lamiales, Orobanchaceae.